This is a messenger RNA of Eucalyptus grandis, 735 nucleotides long. RefSeq names its product 7-methylxanthosine synthase 1-like. NCBI's taxonomy places the organism in Eukaryota, Viridiplantae, Streptophyta, Magnoliopsida, Myrtales, Myrtaceae. Gene Ontology annotation, molecular function: S-adenosylmethionine-dependent methyltransferase activity. The record is from RefSeq and is a predicted model, not a curated record. Gene Ontology annotation, biological process: methylation. Bases 1 to 735 code for a protein of 244 amino acids. The transcript is spliced from 3 exons.
AUGCCCGGGAAUUUUUAUGGGAGGUUGUUCCCCAACCAUUCUCUUCAUUUCAUACAUUCUUCAUAUAGUGUCCACUGGCGCUCUCAGGUGCCCGCCAACCUUGUUAGUGAGUUCGGAUCGCCCUUAAACAAAGGCCAUAUUUAUCUGGCAAGGAUAACCCCGAAGAGCGUGUACGAGGCAUACUUGGACCUUUUCAACAGGGACAUGACUGUGUUCCUCAAGUCUCGUUCGGAAGAGCUAGUCCUUGGAGGUCGUAUGAUGUUCACAAUGAUCGGAAGAGAUGCGAGUGUCAAUUUGUCCGAGGAUCAAGUCUCUAAUAUAUGGGAAUUGCUAGGAAUGACAAUAAGCGAUAUGGUCCAAGAGGGAAUAAUCGAAGAGGAAAAACUAGAUGAUUGCAACAUGCCCUUUUACCUACCUACUCCUGAAGAAGUUAGAUAUGUGAUUCAAAAGGAGGGCUCAUUUGACAUCACUAGGUUCGAAACAUUUAAAGUCACCUGGGACGCCGAAAUGGGCGACGGCGAUUUACAAAUGAGAGGCAAAUAUGCGGCAGCAACCGUUAGAGCGGUCUCAGAGUCCAUCCUAACAACACAUUUCGGAGAAGAAGUCAUGGAUGGUUUGUUUGAGAGGUUCGCUAGCAAAGUUUCACAGUACAUGAAACUACAUAAAGGAGAAUAUUUCAACAUCCUAGUUUCAGUAAAGAACAGAUGGAUAUCAACCCUCAUGCAAUCCAGUUAG